Molecule: messenger RNA, 8112 nt
Organism: Ictidomys tridecemlineatus (thirteen-lined ground squirrel)
Lineage: Eukaryota; Metazoa; Chordata; Mammalia; Rodentia; Sciuridae
Gene: Mocos
Product: molybdenum cofactor sulfurase
Biological process (GO): Mo-molybdopterin cofactor biosynthetic process
Molecular function (GO): pyridoxal phosphate binding; molybdenum ion binding; molybdenum cofactor sulfurtransferase activity
Source: RefSeq, a predicted model, not a curated record
CUCCUGUCUGCCCAAAUGGGUAGGCAGAAAAUUUUCAGGUUCUUGGUGAGAGAGCUCUCUAGGAGUGGAAAGAACUGUUUCUGCAGAACUGGCCUUCUGGGACCUCAGCAUGAAAUAGCUCAGAUUCCUCUUAGGCUACAGGACCGACAGUGGACCAGUGAGGAGAUGGUGGCAGGUCUGCAGCAUGACUGUAGGCACAGUACCUUCACACUUCCUUACCAUUUGCCUCACUUGGAUUCGAAGUCCUGGUCUCCUUCCACCUGGUCUCCUGAUCUUAGGGUAGCCCACCACGUACUUGGGAUCGCACAAGUACCCCAUACUCCUGGGGCGCACCUGGCCCACGAUUCUGACACCUUCAGACCCCCAGCCUCACACUUCCCGCUCCUGGUUUUCCGGCCCCUCCCUGCUUGACAGACUAAUGCCCCGGGACACUCUGCCUCGGCUCUCCGGGUGCGGCCCGAGGGCGGAGCAGAGGAGGCGCUCCCGUCCGGGUCGCACCCAAGCUUCCCGGUUCCAACCGUGCGCAGCCGCAGAGAGCAUUAUUAACCGGCUUGUGGACUGCGUAGUGAUUUUCCUAUUCUACCCUUUGCUUAGCCACAUUCUCAGAAACGCGGAGCACACGUCCCACGGGGAGCAACAACUGGAGAAAUCCAAAUCUCUUCGUAAACGCCCGCUGCGCAGAGGCCGGCUCACACUACGGGUUCUGGGCAGCUCCGCGGGCUACACUGGAAAUUCGUUCAAAGAGGCAGCAGAGCGGGCUCUCGCUCUCUCGGCUCCAGGUGUAAAAAAGGCAGACCGAAGUGAAACCCCUGAGUCAGCGCGUCCGGAGAGAGCGGGACAGUCCCUCGAGGCGCCGCCCCCGGGUCACGGACCGGCGCUGCCCCAGAGGCGCGGCCGGGGCGGAGUCACCGUGGAUCGGUCUUAUGUACCUCCCAGACCCUGCCGGCUUUGAUAGCUUGGGCCAUGGCUAGCGAAGCGACAGAAUCCGGGGCCGAGCUGCUGGCUUUCACGCGGUUCCGCGACUCGAGCGCGGCGCGCCUCGCUUACGGGUACGGCCCGCGCAGCCUGCUGGACAUGCGGGAGAGCGAGUUCGGCCGCCUGGCAGGAACUGUCUACCUUGACCAUGCAGGAGCCACCUUGUUCCCCCAGAGCCAGCUCACAAGCUUCACGAAUGAUCUCAUGAACAAUAUUUAUGGUAAUCCUCACAGCCAGAAUACCAUCAGUAAGCUCACCCAUGACACUGUGGAGCACGUGCGUUACAGGAUCCUGGCCCACUUCCACACCACGCCAGAGGAGUACAGCGUGAUCUUCACUGCUGGGAGCACAGCUGCUCUCAAACUGGUGGCCGAGGCCUUUCCAUGGGUGUCUCAGAGCCCAGACAGCAGCGGAAGUCAGUUCUGUUACCUCACCGACAGUCACACCUCUGUAGUAGGAAUAAGGAAUGUGGUCAUGGCUAUGAAUGCCACAUCCACCGCGGUCAGUCCAGAGGAUAUGUGGUCAGCCAAGGAACAGGGUGCUGUGGCCUGUGAUCCAAACUGCCAGCUUCUGCAUCUCUUUUGUUACCCAGCUCAGAGUAACUAUUCAGGAACCAGAUACCCGCUGUCCUGGAUAGGAGAGGUCAAGUCUGGGCGGAUGAGCCCCGUGAGCGUGCCUGGGAAGUGGUUUGUGCUGCUGGAUGCAGCCUCCUAUGUGACCACCUCGCCUUUGGACCUGUCGGCUCAUCAGGCCGACUUUGUCCCCAUCUCCUUCUAUAAGAUCUUUGGAUUCCCCACUGGCCUGGGUGCUCUGCUGGUCAAUAAUCGUGUGGCUCCUCUCCUGAGGAAGAACUACUUUGGAGGAGGGACUGCCGCUGCCUACCUUGCAGGAGAGGACUUCUACAUCCCAAGGCAGUCGGUGACUGAAAGGUUUGAAGAUGGCACCAUCUCAUUCCUCGACAUCAUAGCACUAAAACAUGGAUUUGAUGCCCUGGAGCGCCUCACAGGUGGCAUGGAGAACAUCAGGCAGCACACCUUCACGUUGGCUCAGUACACCUAUACGGCCCUGUCCUCUCUCCACUACCCCAAUGGAGCCCCUGUGGUGCGGAUUUACAGAGACUCGGAUUUCAGCAGCCCUGACGUUCAGGGUCCCGUCAUCAAUUUUAAUGUACUGGAUGACAAUGGGAACGUCAUUGGUUACUCCCAGGUUGACAAAAUGGCCAGCCUGUACAACAUCCACCUGCGAACCGGCUGCUUCUGCAAUACCGGGGCCUGCCAGAGGCACCUGGGGAUAAGCAAUGAGAAGUUCAAGAAGCAUCUUCAGGCUGGUCAUGUCUGUGGAGAUGACGUCGACCUCAUAGAUGGGCAGCCUACAGGAUCCGUGAGGGUUUCAUUUGGAUACAUGUCUACACUUGAGGACGCCCAGGCCUUUCUCAGGUUCAUCAUAGCUACCCGCCUGCGCUCACCAAGUGAUCAGCUUUUGGCUGGUCCCAGGGUAGCUGGAGUCCCAUCAGCAGAGGGCAAGGCCCAGGACAUGCCUGCUGUCACAGACAGACAUGUCCUGUCUCAGAAUGACGUCGGCACAGGCUCUGGGGUUUGCCUUGAUGCUCAUCCAGGUUCCAAUGCCAUCUGUUUGCAUCCACCACAAAGUGAGGCCACCAGAAGCCAGCAGCUGUCUUUGGAAAAAGCUGCAGGUGCCCUGCAUGGGGACCAUGGGCCACGUGUUGUCACCAACCUUUACCUCUACCCCAUCAAAUCCUGUGCUGCCUUUGAGGUGACCAAGUGGCCUGUAGGCAAUCACGGGCUGCUGUAUGACCGGAGCUGGAUGGUGGUGAAUCACAACGGCAUUUGCCUGAGUCAGAAGCAGGAGCCUCGCCUCUGCCUGAUCCAGCCCUUCAUCGACCUGCAGCAAAGGAUCAUGGUCAUCAAAGCACAAGGGAUGGAACCUAUAGAGGUGCCUCUUGAGGAAGACAGUGAACAGGCUCAGAUUUGCCAGAGCAAGGUCUGUGCUGACAGAGUAAACACUUACGACUGUGGAGAAAAAGUUGCAAGCUGGUUGUCAAAGUUUUUUGGCCGUCCAUGUCACUUGAUCAAACAAAGUUCAAGCUUCCAGCGAAAUGCAAAGAAGAAACUUGGAAAAGAUCUGCCUCCUGGUACAGCGGCUACCCUUUCCCUGGUGAAUGAGGCACAGUAUCUGCUGAUAAACACAUCGAGUAUUCUGGAACUUCAGCAGCAAUUAUGCACCAGUGAUGAGAAUGGAAAGGAGGAAUUAUUCCCGAUGAAAGAUCUCAUCUCGCGUUUCCGUGCCAAUAUCAUUACCAAUGGAACAAGGGCUUUUGAAGAAGAGAAAUGGGGUGAGAUCUCGAUUGGUCCCUUGCGUUUCCAGGUUCUGGGGCCUUGUCACAGAUGCCAGAUGAUUUGCAUUGACCAGAAAACUGGGCAACGAAAUCAAGACGUUUUCCAAAAACUUUCUGAGAGUCGUGAGAGAAAGGUGAACUUUGGUGUAUACCUGAUGCAUGAAUCUUUGGAUUUAUCUUCUCCAUGUUUCCUGUCUGUGGGAUCUCAGGUGCUCCCUGUGUCUAAAGAGAAUGUGGAACUCCACAACUCACCUGCUCUGAAGAAACACCGGGAUGUUAGCUCCUAAAAUUUGUGUGCAUUAAUUUCCUUUCUUACAAUGAUUUCUGCUAUUCUUAAGGUUUGGUUUAGUAGAACUUGGUCUUUAAAUAAGGACAGUUCUUUUCUUUGGAGGUAAGCGCAUGCUGUCUUCUGCUUUCUCUGACUUCUCACUCUGCACAUCUGCAGAGGCUGCACCCAGAGGAGCAUUUCCAAGGCCUCAGGACUGAAUACUGUGUCUAUACCUGGUGAGGCUUUCAUAUAUAUUUGAAGUAUGAUCUGUUGUGGUCAAAGGAAAAAUUCUGUUUUAAAGGAUGGGGUCUCCUUAUGUUGCUCAGGUUGGCUUUGAACUCCUAGGCUCAAGCCUGCCUCCUCAGCCUCCCCAAUAGCUAGAAUCAUAGGCAUGCACAGGCUCCAGAUAAAGUUUUUAUGAAGCAAACUAGGACUCUUGAACCUACUACCAGUCUUUAUUUCACCAUUUUCUUAGGAAGAAUCUUCAGCCUCUUUCCAACUUCUCUGUGCUGAUGAAGGGUGUCUAUGCCCACUGAUCUUGAGGACAUGAGAUGUCCCUGUCCUCCUGUGUACAUGGUGGCAGUGGGCCCAGAUUAAUGACCACAUUCCUUGAGGGGAGUUUUGACCAGAAUAUUUAUAUGAUGAUCCAGGAACCUCCUGUUUCUCUUACUUCCUGUCCUUGACCACCAUCCUUGUCCCCUUUUUAGUUGACACAUUGAGCAUAGUUCACAAGUUUGAAGUUAAUCAGAUUAGUGCAGGGGCCAGACUGGAUUUUGUCUUUUUUUUUAAUGAAUUCUUUCUUCUGUACAAGAUAACAGGAGCUAAGUGUAACAUUGAGGUAGGAUAGAGUACUGGGGGACAAAUGAGGCAUUUGGGAGGGCUCUUCACAUUUAUGGUGUUCCUAUUCCUAUUUAUCUCAGAUAUUCUGCGUAAACACUGAGAAUCAUGUUUUUAGCUCCAUUUUCUAGAGGAGAAGCCAAGGUUCAAAGUAAUUUGCACAAAUCCACCUAGUUGGUAAGAACAGAAUGGUGCUCCUGACAGCCUGUGCAUAAAAAGUAAUAAAGCCUAUGUUUAAAUCUUCAUUGUUGUUGUAUAGAAAUAGGACUUACUUUCAUGGGUCGACUCAUAUCUUGUGACCUUUUGAAACUUGACAAUUUAGUUUUUCAAAAAAGAUGUCUUUUAGAAUUUGCUCAUGAAAAAUCAUCUUACUUUGAAUAUGAAUAUAUUGUGAAAAUAUGAAAUAUAAAUUUGAAUAUGAAAAUAUAAAUUUUAUUGCCCUUUAACUUAUUGCCCCAGCUAGAAUUUCCAAAAAUAUUGAAUGAGUGUCUUAAGAGUGGAUAUACUGCUGGGUACAGUAGCGUACACCUGUAAUCCCAGUGGCUCUGAGGUUGGAGGAUUGUGAGUUCAAAGCCAGCCUUUGCAACUUAGAGAGGACUUAAGAAAUUCAGUGAGACCUUAUAAAAUAUAAAACAUAAAAUAUAAAAAAAGGGCUGGGGAUGUGGUUUAGUGGCUAAGAACUUGUGUUCAAUUCUCAGUACACUCCCCCACCCCCCCCAAAUAGUAGUUAUACUUGUCUUUUCCCAAUUUUGGGAUAAAGUAUUCAAUCUUUCAUUCACUGUAUGAUUUAUCUAUAGAAAUCUCAUAGAUCAGCUCUAUCAUACUGAGAAGAUUCCUUUUUAUUCCUAGGCUGCUGGAAAUUUUUAUUGUGAAUGGAUUUGAAUUUGGUUAAAAUUUAGAAUGAUUUAACUGCCUUGUGAUAUGAUCACUUGCCUUUCCUUCUGUGGGCAUUAUCAUGGAGGGUUUCAUUGAUUGAUUUCCAAAUAUUGAAACAGCCUUGCUUUCCCAGGUAACCCUGUGGGUUUGCUUUGCUACUAUUUUGUUGACAAUCUGUGUUCAUGAGAGAUACUAGACUGUAAUUUUCUUUCCUUGUAUGGUGUGUCUUGUUGCUAAAAUGUCUAACUACAAAGUGGAUUUGUCUCUUUCUCUUUUCUGCUCUAUCCAUUUUUGAUUUAUGAAUUUUUGAAGCUACAUUUUUUUUGGUGCAUUCACAAUUAAGCUUGCUGUUUUCUCAAUGAACUGCUUCUUUUAUGGACAUAUAAACUCUUUUAAUUAGUAAUUUUCUUUGCUCAGGAGUUUGAUAUAUGUAAUGUUGAUAUAGCCAUUAUUGAGAAUUAUGGGCCCCCUCUCACUAAUGAACAUAAGUUCUAAAAUUCUUUAAAAAGUGGCAAACUUAGUCCAGAAAUCUCUAAAAUGAUUAUACAUUAUGACUCUGUAGGGUUUACUUCAAGUAUACUAUAUGUUGUUUUUAUUUUAGAAAAUUAAACAAUAAGGGAUUAAAAAGCAAGUCUAAUUGUCUUAAUAAAUAAAGAAAACAAUUUUGAUAAAGCAUCAACAUUUAUAAUCUAGUAAUUUUUUAGUAAGUGAAAGGAAUAUUCUGGCAAACAACACUAAAUGCUGUAAAAAGUAAGUAAAAAUCCCUAUGGCUUGAUGGUGGCAGUUUGGGUGGCAGUAGGCAUGGUGGUGAUUUGCGGUGCUGUGCCUGGCACAGUCUACAGGAGUCUACCCUGUCCAGCCUCCAUGGCUGGUUCUUAGUCUUCUGGGGGAACCUAUGAGCUACACAAUAUCCUUUAAUCCACUUGUUUUCUGCUUAAUCUUGCAGGUGUUAAUUUUAUUGUUUCUAAGAAUUAUGAUGGAUACAGAACCUGGUAUCUGAUUGUACCUUACUAAAAUACGCCCCCAAGCCCAUUAUUGGCUGAACAGAGGAGGAGGGAUAGCAGAUAGAAGGUUCUAAAUAUUUCAAUUUGGAAAGUAGAUAACUUUGUUACACCAUGGUAAAAUAUUUGAUUAAACUGUUGUCUAUUGUCUUCAGAGACACUAACCUCAUGCCAACGAAAUGACUUGUUAGAGGAAACAAUAGGAAAAAAAUAUCACAAUAUUGGGGUUCCUUUUUGCAGCUUCAGCAAAGUUCUGAAGGAGAGAGAUAAACUUGGGCUGGAGAGAACCACAUCAAGGCCACAGCCAUCAUGCUGUUAGAUAAGAACUCUGAAAUAAUUAAGGGAGACUGGGCUUCCAGAAAGCUUUGAAUGUGUAGUACCAUAAAAACCCAAUAUAGCCAAAGAACUCAAAGUUCUUGAUUAAACAUUGUCACAGGGGCUAGGGUUGUGGCUCAGUGGUAGAGUACUGCCUGGCAUGUGUGAGGCACUGGAUUCAAUCCUCAGCACCAUAUAAGUAAAUAAAAUAAAGUUAAAAAAAUUGUCACAAAACUUUUAAUAUAGUGAGUUGACCAAAAUAAGACCCCUCAAUUUUCCCCAAGAGCUUUGUAUUAGCAAAAGUACCACCAUCCUGGACUAAAAGGACUGAAGCUAUUGGAAAUGCAGAAACAGAAUUCUAGACCUCUUUCUUCCCUUUGGGAAGAAAGAGGGACAACAAAGCUACUCAGUUGCAGAAAUUGUGUAUUCUGCAGAGCACAACCUUUUUCAGAAGUGGCCAAUGCAGAUUAUGGAAAGGAAAAAAUCUUUCAGAGGUUGGAUCCCAGCUCACAGAGAACAAUAAAUUGAUACAGAAAUAAUAUGCCCAGUGUGGGAAAAGUAGAAAAUACAGCUGGGCAAAAAGAGAAAUAACCUCUCAUACUGCCACCCUAUCAGAGGAACAUAAGACCCUGAAUGCUUUGUGCCUAGGAUUCUAGACAUUUCUCUGUGCAAAUACUAACUCCUGUCUUUUAUUGUUUCUUUUCCUAAUGCUCAUUUUCCUCUCUUCUUUAUUUUUGACGGUCUCUCCAGGAUUCUUGCAAUAAGCUCAGUUCUUGUGGACUUUCUGGGCAGCUCUUUAGGAGAUAAGUGCCUGGUUUAAUCAUCCCUUUGAAAUCUCAUCUUGCUGUUGUUCUGGGCUCCAUGCAUGUACCUGUCAUCUCCUCCUAGUCGUCUCAGUAGCUAUAGUCAAUGAGUAUUUAUUGAUUAUUGUGAUGAUCACCAUGCUUGGUGCUGGGGACAAAAAGAUGCAUUUGAUACCUACAGCUCCUACAGGACAUCUGAGGAGCUGUCACAUGACAGUUGAGCAGAAACCAAUAAAAUAAUUAGUCGUAAAAAAUAAAAUAAAAAAGUCGUUUAUUACAACAUUGUUCUCAUGAGGAAAACCACCUUUUCUGGGACUUGCUUUGCUGUUUGUAAAUUAGAGUAAAACAUUUAAAACACACUGUUUAAUUGUUCAUUCCAAAAUGUAUCAUAUGGCACACAGUAAUGGAUUUGUUUUAUUUUUUUGUUAACACUUUUUAUUUUGCAAAUAAAAAUUGUGUCAUCAGAAAAAACAAACAACCCACCCCCCUGCCCCUACUGUUUGGUCCCUAAUUUAAGAAAGAAUAUAUAAACCUGUUGAAAUAUGGUUUCUGCUAAGACAUCCCAACUGAAUAAAAAUGCUUAUGUUGGAUUCAUAAUAGUUGGACUCUUUUAACAUGUUUUGCUUGUGGUUCAAAUUAGCUGGUUCAAAAAUAAAGUUGCUUAAUGAUGUGAGUCAUUAA